CACGACCAACUCCGGGAUCACGUGCCUGCCCAGCAACCAGGCUGACCCCAGCGACGACUUUAUAAUCUUGUCUGCUCCUCGUUGCCAGGUUGGACUUUUCUUCCUUCUUUCUCUUCCUCAUCACUCUCAACCUUUUAUUCAAUUCCCUUCAAUCCCCUCUCCCCUCCAUCAAUCCCCCCCCCCCUUCUUUCACAAUGGCUUCUCGUGGUCUUCCCCGUGCCCUCCGUGUGGCCCGUGUCGCCGCCCCCCGGUCCGUCGUCUCCGCCGCUCUCCCCCGGCCCUCUCUGGCAAAGGCUGCUGCUGCUGUCCCCCGUGUCUCAAUCCCCUCCGUCCCCGUCCGUGGCGUCAAGACCAUCACCUUCGCUGAUACCCAGGAGACUGUUUAUGAGCGUGAGGACUGGCCCCGUGAGAAGCUCCAGGAGUACUUCAAGAAUGACACUCUGGCUCUCAUUGGUUACGGUUCCCAGGGUCACGGUCAGGGUCUGAACCUGCGUGACCAGGGCCUCAACGUCAUUGUUGGUGUCCGUAAGGAUGGUGCUUCCUGGAAGGAGGCCAUUCAGGACGGCUGGGUUCCAGGCAAGAACCUGUUCGAUGUUACCGAGGCCGUCCAGAAGGGUACCAUCGUCAUGAACCUGCUCUCCGAUGCCGCUCAGUCUGAGACCUGGCCCACUCUGAAGCCCCUCAUCACCAAGGGCAAGACCCUCUACUUCUCCCACGGUUUCUCCCCCGUUUUCAAGGACCUCACCAAGGUCGAGGUCCCCACCGAUGUUGAUGUCAUCCUCGUCGCCCCCAAGGGUUCCGGCCGUACCGUCCGCUCCCUCUUCCGUGAGGGCCGUGGUAUCAACUCCUCAAUUGCCGUUUACCAGGAUGUGACUGGCAACGCCAAGGAGAAGGCCAUUGCCAUGGGUGUCGCUGUCGGUUCUGGCUACCUGUACGAGACCACCUUCGAGAAGGAGGUCUACUCCGAUCUCUACGGUGAGCGUGGCUGUCUCAUGGGUGGUAUCCACGGUAUGUUCCUUGCCCAGUACGAGGUUCUCCGUGAGCGUGGCCACAGCCCCUCUGAGGCCUUCAACGAGACCGUCGAGGAGGCCACUCAGUCCCUCUACCCUCUGAUUGGUGCCAACGGUAUGGACUGGAUGUACGCUGCCUGCUCCACCACCGCCCGCCGUGGUGCCAUCGACUGGUCCAGCCGCUUCAAGGACACCCUGAAGCCCGUCUUCAACGACCUCUACGACAGCGUGCACAACGGCAGCGAGACCAAGCGCUCUCUGGAAUACAACUCCCAGAAGGAUUACCGCGAGAAGUACGAGAAGGAGAUGCAGGACAUCCGUGAUCUCGAGAUCUGGCGCGCCGGAAAGGCUGUUCGUUCUCUCCGCCCUGAGAGCAAGAAAUAAAUUAAUGAGUUGUGUUCAAUCCUGGGUUGGGAAAAGUUACGAAUGUACCAUGAAUUGAUUUCAUUUAUGUUUGUUAGAUAAUAAUAUUGGAAUUGAAUCCAUUUCCUUGCA
Aspergillus ochraceoroseus IBT 24754 is the source of this 1505-nucleotide messenger RNA. RefSeq names its product Ketol-acid reductoisomerase. Gene Ontology annotation, molecular function: ketol-acid reductoisomerase activity. The transcript has 2 exons. The record is from RefSeq and is a predicted model, not a curated record. Gene Ontology annotation, biological process: L-valine biosynthetic process. Gene Ontology annotation, cellular component: mitochondrion. Lineage: Eukaryota; Fungi; Ascomycota; Eurotiomycetes; Eurotiales; Aspergillaceae. Bases 195 to 1394 code for a protein of 399 amino acids.